Messenger RNA from Oppiella nova, 300 nucleotides. The record is from the annotation of a GenBank genome assembly. NCBI's taxonomy places the organism in Eukaryota, Metazoa, Arthropoda, Arachnida, Sarcoptiformes, Oppiidae.
AUGGGAGAAGCGAAUGAAAGCCUAUGCAAUGCCGUCGUAUUUGCCACCGGAUAUCAGAUAUCGUAUUCAUUUCUGCCAGAAACGGUGAUAUCCGUCAAGAAAUCGGAUUUCCAUUUAUAUAAAUACAUAUUUCCCACCACCCUGACACACCCACAUACCCUGGCAUUCAUUGGCAUGAUAGUACCCACGGGUGCUGUGCUACCCAUAGCUGAGCUCCAGUCGCGUUAUUUCGCGCUAGUAAUGGCUAAUAAGUGCCGACUUGCGACACAAAAACAGAUGAUCCGGGAUAUUAAGCGAUGA